Messenger RNA from Gadus morhua (Atlantic cod), 2027 nucleotides. RefSeq lists its product as uncharacterized. NCBI's taxonomy places the organism in Eukaryota, Metazoa, Chordata, Actinopteri, Gadiformes, Gadidae. The transcript has 3 exons. Bases 492 to 1130 code for a protein of 212 amino acids. The record is from RefSeq and is a predicted model, not a curated record. Gene Ontology annotation, molecular function: signaling receptor binding. Gene Ontology annotation, cellular component: external side of plasma membrane. Gene Ontology annotation, biological process: regulation of cytokine production; T cell receptor signaling pathway.
GUGUGUGUGUGUGUGUGUGUGUGUGCGCGCGUUGAGUGAGUGUGUCGACUACGGUCUGAGAACAAAGGUGUAACAAAACAGUCCUUUGACUUAGUAUAACCUGAUAUAUGCAAAAAUAAGGCGAUUGAAAAAAAAAAAAAAAUGAGGCGAUUAAAUAACAAACGUGUAGAACAACAACAUCAAAACAAUGAGAAAUCUCAAACAAAAGGGACGCAUAAAAGUUACCCCAGCACCCUAGGCAUGGGAACACAGCUGUAUACUGUCUGCUGCCAUAGUGCGUUAUGGUGUGUGCGCUAUGUGCAACUUGUCGUCAGGUGGCAAGCCGCCCCUUCCUCCUGUUUAGGCCACUGUCUACCGCCGCCGGAUUCAGAAAACUCGGCAGAAAACUCGGUAGAAAACUCGUGGCCACGCCCACAGCGCACCAUACAAAAAGACACAGAGUCGCGAAGGAAAACAAUUGACCGCGGGCUUUAGAGCUGUAUCACUGAAAGAUGUCAGUUGCGUGUCUCGCCCUCGGACUGCUGUGUGCUAUUUGGACCUGCGUUGCUUUGACCUCAGGUGCUGGCAUCCCUGAUGUGGUCACCAAUCUGGGGGACACUGAGGUGAUCAGAAGAGAAGGAGAAGAUGCCAUCUUACCGUGUGGUCUGGGUUCCCCGGUGAACCUGAAGGAUGAGGUGUUUGACUGGAAGAAGAAGCAGCAGGAGGUGUUCUUCUAUGAAAAGGGCAAGCAUUACAACAACGGCAAGCGUGGACAAGACCUCCAGUUCGUGGGCAGGGUGCACCUUCUCCCAGGGGGGCUGCAGGCCGGUGACGCCUCUGUGAUCCUGUCCAGUGUGACCCAGGCCGACGGCGGAGUGUAUUCUUGCUACUUCCCACGUCGGAACCUGACGAGAUGGAUCCGGCUGACUGUAGAGAAUUGGGUGACCGGCGAUCAUGAAGAGGUCCUCGGGAAUGGUCCAUGGAAGGCCAUAGGUGUUUCUUUUAUUGUUCUCUUUAUUUUAUUAGUUGUAGUUAAUAUUUACCAAUUUACCAAAAAUAAUAACUGUAAGAAAGGUCAUGGUCAACAAGCAGUCCCUGAUUCUGAUAGUUUGGAAACGAAGCAGUGCCUAUUUGUCCUGUCCCCAUCGUGAUGCCGCUGUACAGCUGAACGUACCGUCUUUCGGUUGAGCGACGGACACUUUUGGUCAUCUGAAGGUGUGCAUUUGUAUCUCAACAGUUUACUUUUGAUACAACAUUUCUACGAGAGAGCAGUUAUUUAUGUUAGUUAUGGAACAUGGAAACAACCUCAAAUGGCUGUUUCAGGUUAUGGGUUCCUCAGGAGCAUCUCUUCAUGGUGCUCCACCUAGAUCACUCAGGUCCUCUGGCACUGGCCUCUUAGUUACCUAUGCCCCCCCCCCCCUCUGGAACAGCCUGCCAGAGGAGCUGAGGACGUCACAAUCUGUGAACACAUUUAAAGGUCCCAUGGCAUGAAAAUUUUUCUAACAUUAACAUGAGUUCCCCUAGCCUGCCUAUGGUAUGCCCCAGUAUCUAGAAAUGGCGUUAGGUGUAAAACGAGCACUAGGUAUUCUGCUCCGCCUAUUGAAAAAUGAAAGCUCAGACGCUCAGAUUUUGGCCCCCAUAUGUCUUCAUAAGGGGCCAAGUUACCUCCCCUUUCUCUGCCUUGCCCAACCAGAGAAUUUGGCCCGCCAAUGGGAGCUACGACCGACACAAUAAUGUCACUAUUGCACACAUCCUCCAUAAUGAAAACACUGUGUAUUUAGUAUCUGUAAUUUAAGUAUAUACAUGAUACUUGGAUUUUUGUAAUUUUUAUAAAUAGUGCACAUUUUACAUUUUAUAGUACUUUUAUCGUCUAACAUUUGAUAUGUAUAGAUAUUUUGUAUUUAACGUUGUAUACUUAUUAUAUUUUAUAUUAUACUAUAUACCUGACCUUUUAACUUAUUUAAUAAUCCUGUUUACUUUAUUGUUCACCUGCUUUUGCAAUGCAAAUGUUUAUUUCUCAUGCCAAUAAAACUUUCUUUUUAUUGGAA